Molecule: messenger RNA, 1634 nt
Organism: Amoebophrya sp. A25
Lineage: Eukaryota; Dinophyceae; Syndiniales; Amoebophryaceae
Source: the annotation of a GenBank genome assembly
AUGGAUGCAAAUGCAGUAGAAGAUGGUCUUGUUGAUGGAGGUACUACGACUACUAGAAGGAGAAGCACAAGAGCCUCUUCUUCGUGUACAAUUGAUGAUGUGCAAACGGUUGAUGACGACAGCUGUAGCGACGUAGAAGACGAGCAGACACCAAAAACGGAAAAGACGAAGAGACUGAGUCCUACCAAGGUGAAAAGAAAGUCCUCGCAGCGGAGUCCAACCAAGCAGUCCUCCUCAUCCUCAUCAUCCUCCUCCUCAAAGAAUGCCUCAUCAGUUGUAUCUUCAGGGAGCUGCCUGUGGCGCGACAAGAUUCAGCGAGAUAUCAAGUUAUGGAGCGAUAAGAAUAUUAGCAUCAAGAAUAUUACUAGCAUCAACCAUUUUUUUUUCCAGAUCGAUGUUUGUGCUAUGACAUCUUCAUGUACAUCUAGAUGUCAUCAAGUAAGUAGUUCCAGCAAAGUCUACAUCACGAAAAACGUGAACAACAACCUCUAACCUUCCGCAUCGUCUACCUAGCCCUCCUCUCUUGCCAAGACCGAGUAUUACUUGCGGACCGAAAGAACAGUUUCGAGAUGGUCGGCUUCGAUUUCAUGGUCGACGAUAGGCUCAACGUCUGGCUCAUCGAAUGUAACAGUUCGCCGGAUUUGAGCUACUUUAUGAACACGACUGUUGCUUGUUAUAGUUUUUUAAAAGAGCCUCAAAAUCAACUUCAACUUGUCAAUACAUAUCGCAUCUCCCUCUUUCAUACUCCCAACAUCAACGACGAAGAGCGGCGUUAAAAACGUCUUGACAGACUUGGUUUCGGUCAUCGUAGACGCAGAGCGCUUUCCUCGCAACGUUGCGAAGGGCAAGCAAUGCAUGAAAUUGAGCAAAAAGCAUCUUGAAAGUGUCGAUACAGGAGAUUGGGUGCUGUUGUAUCUUAUGGCUUUGUAAGUACUCUAAGUUUGGCCUACUCUUAGUCCACCUACAAACAUGAUCUACAAGAACACUCUGAGACUACUAAUUCACUGCUUCUAAUUAUGCAGAACUACGACUACUAAUUCACUGCUUCUAAUUAUGCAGAACUACGACGCCGUGAGCAGAAAGCCUUGCAGAACAUGCCAUCAGCGGAAGAGGUGCGUGCGCAUUUACAAAUCAUAGGUGCCCCAAAGACCAUGCACAAGAGCAAGAAGAAGACGAAAAGUCUUGCCACAGUAGUCAGAAAUCUUGUGCAUGGCAGGAAAAAGAAAAAACCUGCUGUAGAAGUUCCUGUGGAUGAAGCAGAAGGAGAAGGUGGCAAGGGCGACGAAGGAGCAACUGAUACUGAAACGAGCAGCAGAGAAGAAAUAGAAAUAGUUGCUGUUUUGGAAACUGCUUUUCGCAUUGCGGCAACAAAGGCAGUGACUGGCAGCGACAAGCCGACUGUUGCUGCGGGAAGCAGCCCAGCAAGAAAAAUCAUGCUGCAGCUUGAUUAUGGCUAAAUGUUCACAAUUCCAACAUAGAGUUUGAGCUUAGUUUAUCUUCAAUCUUCAAUCUUCAUCCUGGUUCUGGUAGGACAUCUCAAUCGCUGAGCACUAAUCACCGACCGAAGACUUCCAACCUCCUCCGUCUUCGUCUGCCUCAACGGCCUCUGGGGCUUUGGACUACUCGUCUUCGUC